Molecule: messenger RNA, 6092 nt
Organism: Durio zibethinus
Lineage: Eukaryota; Viridiplantae; Streptophyta; Magnoliopsida; Malvales; Malvaceae
Source: RefSeq, a predicted model, not a curated record
GUUGCAUUUAGAGCUAAUUUCGGGUCCGUGUUCGAAUCGAAAAACCCCCAACCCCCAAGAAAAUAGAAGCAACGAGGAAAGAAGGGAACCCAGAGCCAGAAUACCCUCUUUUUCUCUCUUUCUUUCUAUCUAUUUGUGCUUCGUUAUCCACUGUGGAAGCCCAUGACCUAGGAAUGGCGCAGAAGCUGGAACAGCACAUCAAGGACCUGGGAUCCCAGCUGGAGUCUCCUCCUUCCACCAAGGACGCUCUUCUCAAGCUCUUAAAGCAAGCUGCUACAUGUCUUUCUGAGCUUGAUCAAUCUCCACCAUCUUCAAUAAUGGAAUCAAUGCAACCCUUACUUAAUGCAAUUGUCAAGCCAGAACUGCUGAAGCAUCAAGAUAGGGAUGUGAAACUUCUAGUUGCCACCUGUAUUUGUGAGAUAACUCGGAUAACUGCACCUGAAGUGCCUUAUAGUGAUGACAUUCUAAAGGAUAUUUUUCACUUGAUUGUUGGCACUUUUAAUGGGCUGAGCGAUACCAGUGGUCCAUCAUUUGGAAGGAGAGUUGUCAUUUUGGAGACUCUUGCGAAAUAUAGAUCAUGUGUUGUGAUGUUGGAUCUUGAAUGUGAUGAUUUGGUGAAUGAAAUGUUCACUACAUUUUUUGCUGUUGUCAGGGAUGAUCAUUCAGAAAGUGUUUUCUCAUCCAUGCAAACAAUCAUGAUUGUUGUGUUAGAAGAGAGUGAAGAUGUUCGAGAGGAUCUGUUACUUAUUAUAUUGUCUGCAUUAGGCCGUAAUAAAAGUGAUGUUACUGCAGCUGCAAGGAGACUUGCUAUGAAUGUCAUAGAGCAGUGUUCAGGAAAACUAGAAGCUGGCAUAAAACAGUUUCUUAUAUCAUUGAUGUCCAGAGAUAAUCAUUUAGUAAAUAGUAAAAUUGACUACCAUGAAGUUAUCUAUGAUGUUUAUCAUUGCGCUCCUCAGAUACUAUCAGGAGUUGUACCAUACCUCACAGGAGAGCUGUUGACUGAUCAAUUAGACACUCGUUUGAAAGCUGUGAGAUUGGUUGGAGACCUCUUUGCUCUGCCAGGCUCAACUAUAUGUGAAGCAUUUCAGCCAAUAUUUUCAGAAUUUUUGAAAAGGUUGACUGAUAGAGUUGUUGGCAUUCGAAUGUCUGUCCUUGAACAUGUUAAGAGCUGUCUGUUGUUGGAUCCCUCCAGAUCUGAGGCUCCUCAAAUUAUCUCUGCCCUCUGUGAUCGACUGUUAGACUAUGAUGAAAAUGUUCGAAAGCAAGUUGUGGCUGUAAUUUGUGAUGUUGCUUGUCAUUCUCUUGUUUCUGUUCCUGUUGAGACAGUAAAACUAGUCGCGGAGCGUCUUCGAGACAAAUCUCUGCUGGUUAAAAAAUAUACUAUGGAAAGGCUGGCUGAGAUAUUCAGAGUUUAUUGUGCUAGCUGCUCUGAUGGCUCAAUCAAUCCCGAUGAAUUUUAUUGGAUUCCUGGGAAGAUUUUUAGGUGUUUUUAUGACAAAGAUUUUAGGUUAGAUACAAUUGAAUCUGUUUUAUGUGGGUUCCUCUUUCCUACUGAGUUCUCAAUCAGAGAUAAAGUUAAAUGUUGGAUAAGGGUUUUCUCUGGGUUUGACAAAAUUGAGGUGAAGGCACUUGAGAGGAUGCUGGAGCAGAAGCAAAGGUUACAGCAAGAGAUGCAGAAGUAUCUCUCUCUAAGGCAGAUGCAUCAGGAUAGCGAUGCUCCUGAAAUACAAAAGAAAGUUUUAUUUGGCUUCCGAAUCAUGUCCCGCACUUUUUCUGAUCCUUCAAAGGCUGAAGAGAGUUUUCAGAUUCUUGAUCAGUUGAAAGAUGCUAACAUCUGGAAGAUUUUAAUGAAUCUACUGGAUCCAAAUACCAGCUUCCAUCAAGCUUCUAGUGGCCGGGUUGAUUUGCUUAAAAUACUUGGUGAGAAGCACCGACUUUAUGAUUUUCUGAGUGCUCUCACUCUGAAGUGUUCUUAUGUACUUUUUAACAAGGAGCAUGUGAAAGAAAUCCUUCUGGAGGCUACUGUACAGAAGUCUACUGGAAAUACACAACACAUUCAAUCUUGCCUGAAUAUACUUGUGAUCCUUGCACGCUUUAGUCCUUUGCUGCUGGGUGGAGCCGAAGAAGAACUGGUUAAUUUUCUGAAAGAUGACAAUGAAAUAAUAAAAGAAGGCAUUUUGCAUGUUUUGGCCAAUGCUGGUGUUACCAUCCGAGAGCAACUUGCGUUGUCAUCAAGUUCAAUUGAUCUUAUAUUGGAGAGGCUUUGUUUAGAAGGUAGUCGGAGACAAGCGAAGUAUGCAGUGCAUGCACUAGCAGCAAUAACAAAGGAUGAUGGUCUCAAGUCCCUCUCUGUUCUAUAUAAGAGGCUUGUGGACAUGCUGGAGGAAAGGACACAUUUGCCUGCUGUACUCCAGUCUCUGGGAUGUAUAGCUCAGACUGCGAUGCCUGUAUUUGAAACUAGAGAGAGUGAAAUUGGAGAAUUUAUUAAAAGCAAAAUUUUGAGAUGCAGUAAUGUAUGCCUUAAAGCAGAUGGCGGUGCAAAAGAAUGUUGGGAUGACAAAAGUGAACUUUGUCUGUUGAAGGUAUUUGGGAUAAAAACAUUGGUCAAAAGCUACUUGCCUGUUAAAGAUGCUCAUCUUCGUCCUGCUAUUGAUGACCUUCUAGGACUCCUCAGAAAUAUACUUUCUUUUGGUGAAAUAUCAGAAGAUAUAGAAUCAAGUUCAGUUGAUAAGGCCCAUUUGAGGCUUGCUGCGGCCAAGGCAGUUCUUCGGCUCUCUCGGUGCUGGGAUCAUAAGAUUCCUGUUGACGUCUUCCACUUAACCAUCAGGACCCUAGAGAUCUCCUUCCCUCAAGCUAGGAAACUAUUCCUCAGCAAAGUUCAUCAAUACAUAAAGGACCGGCUCUUGGAUGCAAAAUAUGCUUGUGCUUUCUUAUUUAGCAUAACUGAAUCCAAACUGCUUCAUUGUGAUGAGGAAAAACAGAAUUUAGCCGACAUCUUUCAAAUGUAUCAGCAGGCAAAAGCUCGGCAGGUUGCUGUACAAUCUGAUACAAAUUCCUCAACAGCAUACCCUGAAUACAUCCUACCUUAUUUGGUCCAUGCUCUUGCUCAUCUUUCAUGUCCCAACAUAGAUGAAUGCAAGGAUGUCAAAGCAUUUGAAUUAAUAUACCGGCAGUUGUACUUGACUAUUUCUUUGUUGGUAAAUAAAGAUGAAGAUACCAAGUCAGAAGCUGGUGUCAACGAGAAGGAAAGUAUUUUUGUGAUAUUCUCUAUCUUUCAGAGUAUCAAGCAUUCUGAAGACAUUGUUGAUGCAACAAAAUCAAAGAAUUCACAUGCUAUCUGUGACCUUGGACUUUCCAUCAUGAAGCGCCUGCUAGCAUAUAAGGAGGGGGAUUUUGAGGGGCUUAUACAGACAGUCUCUCUGCCUCCACUCCUCUACAAACCGUAUGAAAGAAAAGAAGGUGAAGAUUCCGAGGUUGGUGAAAGGCAAACAUGGUUAGCUGAUGAGAGUGUCUUGUCUUACUUUGAAUCCCUAAAGUUGGAAUGGGAUGCAACGGCUCAUACGGAGAUUGCCGAGGAGGCUCUCAAAGAUAGUGAAAUAGAUGGAAAUGAAAUGCCACUCAGAAAAAUGAUUAAGCGAUUAAAAUCUAAAGGAGCCAAGGGUGGAAGGGCAAAAAAGAACCGGUCUCUCUCAGCAGAAGCAAAAGAUACUGAAAAUGAAGUUGAUAUUUUGAAAAUGGUGAGGGAAAUAAAUUUGGAUAGUCUAGGGAUGUCCAGUAAGUUUGAAUCAAGCAAUGGUCAUAAACAUUUUCCUACCAAGAAAGUGAAAUUGGAGGAGGAGCAUCAGGAAGGUAAAAAGAGAAAAGUCAGUGGUGCAGCUUCUGUCCCAGUGCCUAAACGUAGGAGGACAUCAUCUGCUCACGGUGCUUUCAAAAUUUCAAGAAGUGCUUCUAAGGUCCCUUCAAGAGAUUCAGGAGAUGACAGGCAUGAAGUUAAAGAUUUUGCAUUGCAAUCUGCUGAAAUGGACAUUGAUAAACUCCAUGAUUCAAAAGAUAAAAUGCCCAUGCGCCACAAAUUGAAUGAGAACAAUGAAUCUGACUACUUGGUGUCUUGCAUUCGGAAGAAAAGAAGCAUCUCAUCAAAAGGUAAAGGCAAAGGCUUAGAUUGGGGUCAUAGUGAUGAAGGAGUCGAAGAUGAAGCUGAUGAUGAAAAUCUGGAGAAGUUGGACACCACCACUGGUAUUAAGUCUGCUGCUGGAUCUAGCAAGAAGCAGAAGAGGGGCUUUGCAGGAUUAGCAAAGAGCUCAAUGAAGAAAGAUGAAGUUGAUAUUGCGGACUUGAUUGGUUACAGAAUAAAAGUAUGGUGGCCAAUGGAUAAGCAGUUUUAUGAAGGAACAGUUAAGUCUUAUGACCCUAUAAAAAGGAAGCACGUGGUAUUAUAUGAUGAUGGAGAUGUGGAAGUGCUACGCCUGGAAAGAGAGCGUUGGCAGCUCAUUAAUACUGACCUCAAGUCUGGAAAGAAAGCAAAUUCAUUGAAAGGCAGCAAGGGCCCUCUGAAGGAAGUGUCUCCUGGGCAGAAAAGUAAGAGCUUAGGUGGUUCACGACAGAAAAAGAGUUCAGUAAAGAUAGUUAAGGGGAAAAGAACUCCAAAGAAAAACUUGAAGCAUGCUCAAAAGAGUUCGUUGAAAAGUAACUUUACUGGAGCUGAAGACGAAGAGAAGGCUGAUGUGUCAAAAUCGAAAUCCACUGCUGCAAAUAAAAUUCAUAAGGUGAACUCAGAUGAAUCAGAAGGAGCAGACACCGAAAUGGUAGAUGAGAACUUAGCAGCUAGGGAACAAUCUGAGAAGGAAGUGGCUUCAGUUUCCCAGGAGAGAUGUUCAGAAGAUACAAAGGGGAGCCCAAAUCAUGCUGAUGGGAAUCUUUCUGAAGAUGUAGAUAGCAUUUCAGAAAAUGCGCAAAAGGGGGAUGAGGAAGAGAAACCAGCUGAUGAAUUAAGUGAAGACUCAAGAGAUCCUUCUAGUAAAGCAACUGAAUCGGAAGCCAAAGCGACUCAAGAAAGUGAUAAGAUUGAGAGUGAAUCUCCAAUUUUGAAGAAAUUCUGGAAAGGAGCUUCAUUGCCUUCAGUUGCCGUGGAUUCAGGGAUUUCUGAUGAUGAGCCCCUUAGUAAGUGGAAGCGGAAAUCAGAUUCCAAGCGAGUGCAGUAGCCAGGAGGGAGUUUGAACCUCAAAAGCAGUCGUGCAGUGCUUUGUAGAAGUGGGAAACAAGUGGCGCUGUGUCAGAUCAAGUCUCAGAAAGAACCUAACAGAUCGCAGAAGAUGAGGGUCAUUUGAAUCAGACUCUAUGUAAACAUAAACAUAGUAAUAAAUGUCCGAGUAGGUGCCCUAGACUAGAACCGUGUAGAGCGAAUGUACUGUAAAAAUAACUGUAGGCAUUAGGGGGAAAUUGUUGGUGCUUGUCAGAGAAUUGGGGCAAGGAUGAAUGGUGUAGCUGACCAGGGGUUCGCCGGUAGAUGGUAGAAGAUUGCAAGGUGUAGUUUGGAUCUCACCAUGAGCUACAAAGAUAGAUAAAUAGAUAGAUAGAUAGGUCACGAGUAGAGCUAGUUAUAUUUUGGAAUUUGGGGAUAGUUUUUUAAGUUGAAAUAAUUUGGUUCAAACACCUAACAUAACAUCCAUAUCACAUUGAUUAUUAUUUCACCGUCGUCUGCUGGCUAGCUGUUGGGUGUGGCAACACUUAAUUGUUUGUAUUAUUGUGUCUAAAUUAAAAAUGCUACAAUUGAAGUAUUUAUGUGUGAAUGCAAGGUCAUAAACAAAAAAAAAAAAAAAAAGUCAUCUUAGCUUAUGAUGAUGGGUUGUGAAUAUGAAAUUGCGUUUCAUCUUUGAGAGUUCAAUCAGACUGUUAGAAAGAAUGAAAUAUGUGUUCAUCGAAACUCGUCUAAGAGUGACGAAGGGGUGCGCCAACAGUUGCGUCUCGAUUUGUUAUUCAAUAGCUGAUGACUGAAGUUAGGGUAUUGGACUAAGUCUUGGAUAGGCUGCAGUACUACUACAAGCAAAUCUAGGAACAUCAUCUUCCAACUUCCAGGGUACUCCUAUAUUAGA